Messenger RNA from Monodelphis domestica (gray short-tailed opossum), 4010 nucleotides. It is a transcript of the gene NUS1, whose product is annotated as NUS1 dehydrodolichyl diphosphate synthase subunit. Gene Ontology annotation, molecular function: ditrans,polycis-polyprenyl diphosphate synthase [(2E,6E)-farnesyl diphosphate specific] activity. The record is from RefSeq and is a predicted model, not a curated record. Gene Ontology annotation, cellular component: endoplasmic reticulum membrane; dehydrodolichyl diphosphate synthase complex. Lineage: Eukaryota; Metazoa; Chordata; Mammalia; Didelphimorphia; Didelphidae.
GACCCAGAAGUCGCGUCAGAGCUCGAUACGGACCAAUCAGCACCUUCCAUGUAUUGGUUGAGGCGGGGCGAUAAGCCAGAGGAGGUGGAGGGGGAAGAUGGCGGCGGGGGCGAGGUGAGGUGUUGGCAGUAGUUAGGGGCUUGGGCAAGGGGGGGGAGGGGGGACACUCAGAGAUGGCUUGCGCUCGCGGCCGGCGCUGAUAAGUGGCCCUCGCGCCGCAGGUGUGGCGGCGGUAGCGGCUGCGGCGAGAGCGGGAGGGGAGGAGGGCCCGGGACAGCGGCGACUGACGGGCCCCGAGUGUCGCGAGCAUGACCGGGCUGUACGAGCUGGUGUGGCGCGUGCUGCACGCGCUCCUCUGUCUCCACCGUACGCUCGCGUCCUGGCUCCGCGUCCGCUUCGGCACCUGGAACUGGAUCUGGCGGCGGUGGUGCCGCGCCGCCUCCACCGCGGUCCUAGCGCCGCUCGGUUUUACCCUCCGCAAGCCCCCAGCGGCGGGCAGAAACCACCACCACCACCACCAUCAUCACUACCACCACCAUGCCCACGGCCGCGGGGCGCCCGGCGCGGCCCCCACCCAUCCCCGGCUUCGCUGGCGCUCGGACGGCAAGUCGCUGGAGAAGUUGCCGGUGCACAUGGGUUUGGUGGUCACAGAGGAGGAGGAGCCCAGCUUCUCGGACAUUGCAAGCCUCGUGGUGUGGUGCAUGGCCGUGGGCAUCUCCUACAUAAGCGUCUACGACCACCAAGGUAUUUUCAAAAGAAAUAAUUCCAGAUUAAUGGAUGAAAUUUUAAAACAACAGCAAGAACUCCUGGGCCUAGAUUGUCCCAAAUACUCGCCAGAGUUCGUGAAUAGUAAUGACAAAGAAGAUCAAGUUUUAAAUUGCCAAUCAUCAGUGAAGGUGCUGUCUCCAGAAGAUGGAAAAGAAGAUAUUGUAAGAGCUGCCCGAGACUUUUGCCAGUUAGUAGCUCAGCAGCAAAAGAAAUCUACAGACAUGGAUGUGAAUAUUUUAGGCAAUUUACUUAGUUUGAAUGGUUUCCCUGACCCUGAUUUAGUAUUGAAGUUUGGUCCUGUGGACAGCACAUUAGGAUAUCUUCCUUGGCACAUUAGAUUGACUGAAAUUAUCUCUUUGCCUUCACACCUAAACAUCAGUUAUGAGGACUUUUUCUCUGCCCUCCGUCGGUAUGCAGCCUGUGAGCAGCGUUUGGGAAAGUGAUCAUAGAUUGCACUGCUUGAAUUCAAGCUUUUGGAGGAAAGGACCCAAGGGAUUCUGAUGUUUACAAGCACCUGUGAUCAAUUCUGCAUAAACCCAGUUCACAAUCCUCCUCAUAAUUUAUCAACAAACUCAGAAAAGUGUCUUACUUGAGAGUGAAUGUGUGCGUGUAUGUGUGUGUGUGCAUGCGAUUGUGAGUAUGAAAGUAAAUUUAUAAAUGGGAAGUAUUGGAGAAGGAACUAUAUAGACCUGCAGCUUUGAAGGGAAAAAAACACAACACUAUCCAAGUCUGAAAUGUAGGCUUCUCAAAGGCUUCAGCCUCAACCUCUUCCCUAUUUUUGUGGGGAGAGCUGAGGAGGAAUGAUUGGAGCUGUUUGGUUAUUUUUGGGGGACUUUGAGGGAGGGAUGGGAGAGGCAGUGGGUUUUUUUCCUAGUGACCAAAAUUUUAAGUUUUAAAAAUAAUGGUAUUGACUCUCUCUAUUAAGUGGAAGCAUUCUAAGUUUGAGAACUCUCCAGUUUAACAGUUUGGCGUGUUGCUCACAUUUUAAAAGCAUGCACCUUUGGAGCAAAGAGGGAAUUUCACUUGUCAUCAGAUGUCCGUCCAUUCCUGUCCCUUACUGCAUCCUGAACCAGCUGGGUCAUUUUAGAGCCCUUGACCUGGUGUGCUUGUUUAUAAUAUGGACUGUGAACGUCAGGGAUAAAAAUGUUUUGCUACUUUGGAAAUGAACAAUUCCUAAAAUGUUUUAUAAUUGGAAGUGGUUGUCCAGCAGUAGUAUGAGAAACAAAGGGAUAGUAAGUUCCCUGAGACUUGAAAAAGCAGCUUUGGGUUCUUCUUUAGGGGAUGGUUUGUUUUUAAGCAGCAUUCAAUCUUGGCAUUAGACCUAUAGUGUCUAACUGUGUCCAUUUACAAAUAGCAAGCAAGUGAGGGAAGUUAACAAAGGCAACUGGUUAUCCCCUCCAGAAGCAAUCCAGCAUUUUCAGAAUUCUUCCCUCCUUGGAGUAGCAUAUUUAAGUUUCUAUUAAUGGAGCUAUAAACAGUUUUUAUAUGGCACUAAUUGGAUUUUUAAAUUUUUUUUUAAAGGAUUGAAGCCUCUGAAGGGAGUUAAAUAUUACCAAAGUCUACAAAAUGACUGGACUUAAGUUUUUGUUGUUGUUGUUGUUGAUUCUUUUUAUGAGAGAGAAAAUAGCACUGGUUCCAUUUUAUUUUUAAAUAUGAAUAUUUUUUUAGGCAUUUAAUCAUUGCCUCUUCCCUCAUUCCUGCUCAUAAAUUAGGCAUAAGUCACUGUUGAGAUUUGCUAUGUUCGUUUUGGGGAGAACCUGUCUGCUACAAGUGUACAAUAUUUGCACUGGAAUUGUCCAUUUGGAGUAGGGUCUUACUUAAAAUUUAGGUUUCAGAAGCCUGUAAAGUAGUUGAAGACUGGAUUCAGAGAGCAUGGUCUGUAAUUGUCCAUCAAGUUCUGAGGCUAUGAAGAAUAAAUGUAUCUCAGCAAUGGGUAAUAAAAUCCCCACAUAUGAUUUUGAAAAUACACUUGAAAUAAAAUCCAUUAAAAACUGAAACUUGGUCAAGUGAUAUUACUUUGCACUUCAUGUUAUUUAUAUGUUGAAACACUCUGGGUUUUUUAAAUAUUAAUUUAUUGCUGAAAGUUUUAUCUUGAUUGAAGCUACAGCAUACCUCUUACUUAUUCUUUGCUGAUGAACUAUAGAUUAUUAUUCCAAUGUUGUGUUCCAGGUUUUGCUAAAAGUUUUGCUUUUAUUAUAGAUUGUACUAUUCCUGGUAACUUGGAGAUGAGCUGGAAAUGUUAUAUUUGAUUUUAAAGGACUAAAAAACCUUAAGGGAUCAUACCAAGUUGAACGGAAUUGAUAUAAUAUUUGCAUAUUAAGUUGAAUACAGUAAUAGUCAAACAUAUUACAUGUAAUAGAGCAUUAAAAUGAUACAAUUUAAAAUUAUAAAUCUGCUCUAUUUUCUUCUCCUUUCAUUUCUUAAAAACUAUAUCUUGCAUUUAAAAUAAAAGAUUAAGCUGUGAUCUGAGUAGUUUGUAUAAUCCUUGAGAGAAGGAUAAUUGAGGUUGCUUGAAGCUCUGAGUUUAGAUAUGAACAUCUAAAAUCUCAUUUAUGUGAGCUGUACUGCAUUACUAGGAUAAUUUUUUUUCUUUUCUAGCAUUGGUUUUUAUUGCUAGUUAUUCUCAUCCCAAUCAGAUUGAGUUAUGUAUUCUCUGUUCCCAAAAGGAAUCAAAAUUUAAAGAAAAGUAUUAUUUAUCUUUCUGGGUAAUUAAGGGCAUUUUAAAAUUGUUUAUUCUUUUUAACAAUCUCCUCAGUGGUAAAAUAUCCAAAUUGAAUUACUCAUGUCUAGCUAUAACUUGGAGCACAGCAGGAAUUUGGACAUUUGGGUUUAGUUGAGAUAUGUUCUCCAGUUUCUUACAGAUUUCUAAUUACCAGGUGAUGAAAUUGGGAAGCUAUUUUGGUUUCUGAUAGCAAAUGAUUAUAUAUUGUGACUAAAGCUUACCUGUCUUUGAGAGGCAGAUGUUAACUUUACAAACAGUGCCAAAUACACUGUGCAUAUCUACAACUUGAUCUUUGAAUGUAUGUCCUUUGGUUAGCACUUCCCAUUCUGUGUGAUGGUACCAUGUGUAGAGACAAUUAAGUCCUCAUAAUAUUCUGUAUGGCCGUAGACUUUGGAAACAUGUAAAUAAUGUGUAAAGCAAGUUUUUAUGAUUAAGGAAUCAAAUUUAUUGAAUUUUAUUAUUGAAAGUUGAACCUGAACAUGUAUGACAAAAAGAAACCAAUAAAAGAAUAUAAUCUUUC